UAUGGAUUGUGACGGCUUUUUCGAGUUAGAGAAAAGUCGAAUAGAUUACCGCAGUUACAGGUAUAUCGAAUUGGACAAUGGCCUGAGGGCUAUAUUAGUGUCCAACUUAAAGCCUGGGGAGGAAGCACCCGAUGACUCCUUGUCGGAUUCAGAUCUUGAAAGUAAUAAUUCGGAAAGCUUGGAAGACGAAGAUGUUGAUAUUGAAGAAAACCCUAUCAGUGACCAGGAGGCGAAGUCUGCUGCUGCAUUGUGCAUCAAAGUGGGAAGUUUCUCAGAUCCAGUAGAAGCUCAGGGCUUAUCACAUUUUUUAGAGCAUAUGGUAUUUAUGGGUAGUUUAAAAUAUCCAACAGAGAAUGAUUUUGAUGCAUAUCUUAGUCAGCGUGGUGGAACUAAUAAUGCUUGGACAGGGAAUGAAUACACUUUAUUUCAUUUCGAUGUGAAACGUAAACAUUUUGCUAGUUGCCUUGAUAAAUUUGCCAAUUUUUUCAUUUCACCACUUUUAAGCAAAGAUAGCACAGAUCGUGAGAUAAAUGCAGUUAAUAGCGAAUUCGAACUGGCAUACACCAAGGAUUCUUCACGACUCCACUAUUUAAUUGGUCAUUUGUCUCGUAAAGAUUCUCCCUACAAACUGUUCGGUUAUGGCAAUUGUAAAUCGCUACGUGAAAUCCCGGAACAAAAUGGUACUGAUAUUUAUUCACUUUUAAAUAAACAUCGAAAGAAUUUUUAUUCUUCUGAUCGAAUGACACUUGCUGUACAGUCGAAACAUCAUUUAGACGAUCUGGAAGUAUUGGUACGAAAAAUUUUCUCUGAUAUACCAAGAAUUGGACUACCUGUGACAAACUUUCAAUGUGUUGAACCUUUCGAUAUUAAUUCAUUUGCUAAAUUAUACAAAGUUUGUCCUUUGAGUGUAAAAGAGAAAAUACGUAUUGUUUGGAUUCUUCCUCCACAAAUCAAUCAUUAUGAAUCAUCUCCAAUGGAAGUAUUAUCUUCUCUUAUUGGUCAUGAAGCGUUAAAUUCAACAUCGAUAUCUUUAAUGAAUGGUGGUUUAGAAGGUAAUAAUAAUGGUGAACGCGUCCAUACAAAUCACUGUCAUAAACAUACUUUCGCUACAUAUCUACCAGAAUAUCAAAUGGUUAAAACAGCUAAUUUUCUAUAUACAGAACCGGAAGAAGCUGAAGAUACAGUGGUUAAUCUAGCCAAUAUGUUACAUCUUGUUAAAUGUGAACAUGUUUAUUCUGGUUAUAGGCUAUUAAAAAAGCCAAAUAUAGAAUUGUACAUUGACCUAUUGAAAUUGAUGACACCAAAUCGUGCAGCUAUAUUCUUUCUGUCAUCAACGUUUGCAUCUUCAGUGAAAGAUGAUGAGUCAAGAUUAGAACAUGAACCAUGGUUUAAUGUUGCUUAUCAAAAAGAAGAUAUACCCGAACAUAUUAUGAACGGAUGGAUCCAUUCAAAACCAGACGACGAAAAAUUACAUCUGCCAUAUGAAAAUAAAUUUUUGACGACGGAUUUUAGUUUAUUGGAUUCAAAAACUGAUAUGAAGCAACCUGUGGAUUUAAACUUGGAACCUGGUGCAGAAUCACGUCUAAAAUAUGGUCAUUUAUGGUUUCAACAAAGUACUCGUUUCAAAUGUCCUAAAGCUUCUGUAAUGAUCCAUCUUUGGUCGGAUAUUGUGUCUAAAACAAAAGAAACCAUGGCAUUGCAUACAUUGAUGGUCUAUGGUUUAAAUCAGUCAUUGAGUACAAUCACCUAUGAAGCUGGUGAAGCAGAUCUAGUACAAGAUGUAGCGUUUCGUGAUAAUGGCUUGCGUAUUUGUGUUAGCGGUUUUAGUGAAAAAUUGUUUUGUUUUUAUUCAACUAUACUUGAUCAUAUAUUGGAUCAAACACAAGAUUUAUCUAAAGAAUAUUUCGAAUCAUAUCGUGAUGCUGUACUUCAAAUUUAUUAUAAUGAAGCACUUAAACCAAAUGUACUCAAUACUCAUCUUCAGUUUUAUCUUCUUCGUAAAGAAGCUUAUCUAAUUACAGAUUUAUUGAGUGCACUGAAAAAUUUGUCAGUAGCUGAUGUCGCUGCGUAUAAACAACAAUUUUUGUCCACUUUACAUAUUACUAUUUAUGCUUAUGGUAAUAUAACAAGACAGGAUGCCAUUUCUUUCUUUGAUUAUACAGUGGAGAAGAUUCGACCUAUCCCUAGAUCCACAAGAAAAUUGAUUGAUACCUCAAUCUUAGAUCCAGGUACAUAUUAUCUACGUGUUAUGAAUUGUAAUCCAAACGAUGUAAAUAUGUGUCUAGCUAGAAUACAUUUACUUGGUGAAUCCGAUAUUAAACAACAAUGCUAUAAUAAACUAUUGGCAUUUAUAUUAUCUGAACCGGCUUUUGAUUAUCUGCGUACUAAAGAAACUUUAGGAUAUACUGUUUAUCUCCGAUAUUGGCGAUCAUCUCCUGGUGGUACAUUACAUUCAGGUAUCAGUUUAGUAGCAUAUAGUCCAGCUAAUAAAUAUUCCAUUGAUUAUGUCGCUGGAAGAUUGACUGCUUUCUGGCGUCGAAUAGCUCCAAGGAUUAUUGCUGCUAUGCCAUCGGAAACGUUUAAAACGUCAGUAGAAUCAUUGAUAUCUGUGCAUCAAUUAGAAGAUCCCAAUAUGAUGACAGAAUUUGAAAGAAAUUGGGAUGAAAUUAUGGAAAGUACAGCGAAUUUUAAUUAUCGUGAAGAAUGUGUGAAAAUUUUGUCAACUAUUACCCAAGAAAGUUUAUUGAAUUUCUUCUUAACAGAAUAUUUGGAUGUUAAAAAACAACGUUCUUUAUUUGUACAGGUUGAUGCAAUUGCCAAUCCAGAAUUGACCAAAACUACUGUCUCCAAUUCUUAUUGUUUAGAUUUUGAUACGAUUGACACAAAUUGGGAAACAUUGAAAAAUGAAUAUACAAGUAUAAACAGUAUUGAUAUAACCAACGCUUUGAUGACAUGCGGUUAUGAUGAAAAACAAGCGAUGAAUUUUAUGGUGAAAUCGUAUUCUAAUAAUAAUGGUAAUACAAUUGAUAGCAGUCUACUAUUGAAGCAUGGAGAAAAUGUAGCGAACGAGCAAAAGGCUAUGGUUUUCAUAAAUAAUUUGUUUAAAUUCCGUUCAACUAUUCAAUAUCAAACUGGUCGAAACGUUUAAUAAUAAUUGUUGUCAUUGUAGUAUUCUUUCUCCAAAAAAAAAGAGAACAAACUUUGACUUAAAAUGGUGUAAUGUAUAACAUUUUCUUCAUAUUUGAGAAACGUACAUAAUCCAUUUUAUUUGCUUUGUCAACACGGUGAUAAUUCACGCUUCCUACAUCUACAUGAUGUGAUUACAAUUAACUUGGUAUUUAUGUAUCUGUGUGUUAGGGGCGCCAGGGUGAUUAAUUCGAAUUUCGCUCUAUUUAAUAGGCUUGUAUUGGUAGUUGUUUCGUUUAAUUCCUUAUCUUUGUACUAAACCUAUUUGAUGUUCUUGUC
Schistosoma intercalatum is the source of this 3465-nucleotide messenger RNA. The record is from the annotation of a GenBank genome assembly. Lineage: Eukaryota; Metazoa; Platyhelminthes; Trematoda; Strigeidida; Schistosomatidae.